CUCAGUUUGGUUGUUGGUUUGAGGGAAGCAACAGCCAAAAGAGCCCUGUCCCCCUGCAGAACAGGGGAGCUGGGCCCUCUGUGGGGCUGUUCACCUGCUGCCUACAUCAUGGGGAUCAUUCUUUUAAGCAGGAAUAACCUGGAAUCAUGAGGACUUCUACCCACAUCUGAAAAUCUACUCAAUGAAGGAUUAACCCCAGAACAGGUACAGCCACAGCACUGGGUUAUCUUCAGAGGGACUGUGACAGGAACAAUCUCCAGAAGGCAUCUCCCAAGGUGGGACACAAGCUGGAUGUGGCAGAGAGCAGAAAGUGGAGGCACUGAAUUCAUCUGGGACUGAGGUCUGUUCCUGGACAUGGAGGCCACAGGAGAAUUUUGAGGGACACCAGGAAGCAGGGUUGGCUCUGGAAUCUGCCCUGACCAUGGCUCCUCCACUCCUGUCAGACCUGGGCUAUGUCCCCCCUGAUGGUGGAUGGGGCUGGGCAGUGGUGUUUGGAGCCUCCAUCUCUAUUGGCUUUGCAUUCACCUUUCCCAAAGCUUUCACAAUCUACUUCAAAGAGAUCCAGGGUGUUUUUGGCAUCUCCUACAGCCAGCUUGCCUGGACAACAUCCAUCAUGUGUGCUACCACCUAUGGAGGGGGUCCCAUCAGCAGCAUUUUAGUGAACCGCUAUGGCAGCCGGCCCGUGGUCAUGUUUGGGGGCCUCCUGUGUGGUGUGGGCAUGAUCUCAGCUGCCUUCUGCACCAGCAUCCUGCAGCUCUACAUCUGCGUGGGCUUCAUCACAGGAUUUGGCCUUGCUCUCAACCUUCAGCCAUCAGUGAUCAUCGUAGGCAAAUACUUCUUGAAGAGAAGACCCAUUGCCAAUGGCCUUGCUAUGGCAGGGAGCCCUGUCAUGCUUUGUACCCUGGCACCUCUCAACCAAUUCCUUUUUGACAAUUUUGGCUGGAGGGGCAGCUUUUUAAUCCUUGGGGCAAUUUUAUUAAACUGCUGUGUGGCAGGAGCUCUCUUCAGACCCAUUGGACCAGGGACAGCGCCAGUCAAAACCCAGGUGAAUGAGGAAGGGAAGGAUGCUCUGAAAGGAAAGAUCACUGAAGAUGGCCCCAUGGAGAAAAAAAUAGAAGAGGAAGAAGAAAAGGACUGCUUUGAAAAAGUCAAUCAGUACCUUGAUUUCUCCCUCUUUAAACACAGAGGGUUCUUGAUUUACCUGAUCGGAAACGUGCUCAUGUUCCUGGGCUUCUUUGCCCCCAUCGUUUUCCUGGCACCCUAUGCAAAGCACACUGGCAUUGAUGAAUAUUCAGCUGCUUUCCUGCUUUCCAUCCUGGCUAUUGUGGACAUGGUUGCUCGCCCUGCCACCGGCAUCAUUGCCAACAGCAGGUGGGUGAGGCCGAGGAUCCAGUACUUCUUCAGCUUCGCCAUCGCCUUCAACGGCGCCUGCCACCUGCUGUGCCCGCUGGCCUCCAGCUACACAGGGCUCAUUGUGUACUCCAGCUUCUUUGGCUUGGCCUUUGGCAUGGUGUGUGCCAUGCUCUUCGAGACGCUGAUGGACCUGGUGGGAGCUGCCAGGUUCACCAGCGCCGUCGGCCUCGUCACCAUCGCCGAGUGCUGCACCAUCCUGCUGGGACCACCCAUCGGAGGAAUUCUUAUUGAUACCUUUGGGGACUAUAAAUAUAUGUUCAUUAAAUGUGGAGCUGUGAUGGUCCUGGCAGGAACCUUUCUGUUCAUCAUGAAUUAUUAUAAUUAUCGUAUGCUUGCCAAGGAGGAGAAGGAAAGAAAGACAAAAGAAGAGGAUCUUAAAUCUCUAAGGACAGAAAAUGAAGGCAAAAAAAACUGGAACAAAGACUCCACAGAGGAUGGGCCUGAGCUGGAGCCUUUGAGAGAGAAUGGAGAAGGAGUAAAGAAGGAAAUGAACGGCACAAAUGAAGUUUAAACUUGUUCUUGUGGGCUGAAUGGGAAAUGACUUCUGGGUUGCUCAAGUGAGCAUCAGCUGUGAAAUCACACUAGGUUUUAAAAUUUUACUCUAUAUUCUCUGCCAUGUGCAUCCUGUUCUUUGUUGUAGGAGAAGACUAGAACAGAAACAAGCCCUGAUUCUAUAAACUGCUGGGACACUGCAGUAUCCACUUGCAUACCAAACAUCCUGCAAGAUUUUCUAUUAGAUAUUCCCCAUUUCUCAGAGAAAAGGGAAGGGUGAUGUUUUGCAGGGGGCCAGGAUGAUGCUGACAUGAGACAGGAGUCCUUCUUCAGGUGCUUUGUCCGUGCAGGGCAGAAUUUUAGUCUUAAGCUUAACCCUUGACCUACAUUCGAACAGCGCAAAUUUAAUUUUUCCCUAGGAGGUUACAAAGUCCUUAUUAUCCAAUUUCUGAGUGCCUUACCAUUUCUAGUGAGCUUUUUCUUUACAACACCCUGGCGAGACAGUAAGUGUUGCCACUAUUAAUUAAUUGCACAAAUGAAGAAGUGAAGCACAGAGGAGCUCUGGGCAUCAUUGCAUCAGUGAAUAAAGCUUAGGCGUGCCAGAGCUGAAAUGGAAUCCAUGCCCUGAGUUAUUUUCCUACAAACCCUGCUGAGCACAGGUAUCCCUUUGCUAGAAAAUAGGGAAUACAAAGGACAGUGGUGCUUUAAACCACAGCCCCCUCUGCUCACUGUGUGCCUCACACUACUCAGAUUAGAGAUUUUGAACCCUGUCUCACAGUGGGACCUUGUGGAUUUUUUUUUUUUUUAACCUGCUUCAGUUGCAUCCAUCCUGGAGGGGAUCCAAACCCAGCUGCCUCCCCUUGUUGGGGCUGGAGUGGGCAGCUCCCUGGUGCUGGCACUGCAGUACCUGCUGGCCUCACCCCAUCCUGCUGCAUUCAUUAAGUUUGCCCAGGUCAGUGAUGCAGAGGUGGAGCUGAGACCGCUCAGGAGGCUCUCAUCCUGUGGUGAUAAAUCUGAUCUGGGAAUUUUAUAUAUUAUAUAUAUUUUAUACCAAGCAGCUGUUGCCCAAGAACCAUUAAUGCUGAGCAUGGCAUCAUGCAGUUGAACCAUCAGACUUCUGUGGAAUUUCAUGGAUUAGAUAAAAAACAAGCAUUUUUCAGGCAGAUUGCCCAAAUCCAAAGC
Messenger RNA from Catharus ustulatus (Swainson's thrush), 3087 nucleotides. Its product is annotated as monocarboxylate transporter 2-like. The transcript has 5 exons. Gene Ontology annotation, cellular component: membrane. Gene Ontology annotation, biological process: transmembrane transport; monocarboxylic acid transport. Gene Ontology annotation, molecular function: monocarboxylic acid transmembrane transporter activity. The record is from RefSeq and is a predicted model, not a curated record. Lineage: Eukaryota; Metazoa; Chordata; Aves; Passeriformes; Turdidae. Bases 422 to 1924 code for a protein of 500 amino acids.